AUGAAAUACGAAAAUAAUACUACUCGUUGUUGCUGUUGUAUUUCAUUAGAAAGAGGUGUUAAAUAUAUAACAAUCUUAACUUUGUUUACAACAGCAUAUGCUGUUUUCAAGAGUAUAUCAUCAUUACAAAGCUAUGAUUAUCGUGAUAUAGUGCUUGUGUAUUUAGUCAUAAACUCCCUAUUCCUUCUAGCACUUAUUUUUGGACUUUUUGUUUGUUGUUGCGCGAAAACAGCAUAUCUUCUAAGAGCUUAUUCUACUCUUUAUAAUAUUUUUACAGUUGUUGAAGUUUUAUAUACUAUUGUUGUAAUAAUUAUUCUUAUUUUAGAUAAAGAAAAUAUUAUAGAAAGUUGUAGAAUUGGUAUAAUAUCAAGUAAUCAUUCUUACAUAGAUCCGAUAAGUACUUGUAAUAGUCUAUAUAAUCAAGUUCAGAUAAUAACGAUCGUUGCUUAUGCAUUGUCUACUCUUAUUGUGAUUCAUUUUGCCAUGGUUAUUUCUGCUUACGCUGCACGAUGUAGAGAUAAUGAAAAAAGAUUACAACCCGUCACCUGA
This is a messenger RNA of Dentiscutata erythropus, 549 nucleotides long. The record is from the annotation of a GenBank genome assembly. NCBI's taxonomy places the organism in Eukaryota, Fungi, Glomeromycota, Glomeromycetes, Diversisporales, Gigasporaceae.